AUGAAUUGCUACGAUGCAAGCAGCUACUAUGCUAGUCCUGAGUUUUUGAUAAGUGUAUCGAAUAUUAUCACAUUUCUCGAAUUACCCGUGUUCAUUUUCGGAGCCUAUUGCAUUUUGUUCAAAACUCCAGAGAAAAUGAAAUGAGUGAAAUGGCUGAUGAUGAACCUUCAUUUUUGGAGUUCUAUAUCUGAUUUGACGAUUUGUUGCUUCGGUAUUACAUUUCUUCAUUUGCCACACAAUGCCGGGUAUGGGCUUGGUCUGAUUGAUGCUCCGCGGCUUAUGAUUUACUGUGGACUUACAUUUAUUGGAGCUUUUGGUGUUUCAAUCCUUGCAAUCUAUGAAAACCGAUAUUACAUCGUUUUUGCUCAAAACUCGAUAUGGCGCCAACUCCGGAAAAUAUUUCUGCCCUUGAUGUGCAUUUUUGUACCCCUUUAUUUUUUGCCGCCAUUUUUUCAAAUUCCGGAUCAAGAGAUGGCUCGAGUUCAUAUUCACAAUGAAAUUCCGUGCUUGAACUUAACUCUGGUGAACAAUAGAAAUCUAUUCGUCCUGUCGCUAAAUUCAAACCUCGUUGGAUAUUGUGCUGUAGUAGGAACUGUGGUUAUUGUUUCUCCAAUUGUGGUUUUCUUUUUUCUAACACUUUAUCAGUUUUUCAAAAUACGCAAUUCGUUGAAAUUCUCUUCAAAAAGCUAUCAGCUUCAGAAAAGCUUUCUGAUAGCCAUAUCUUUGCAAUCACUGUUAUCGUUUGCUUUCAUUUUGGUACCAAUCACCAUUGUGUUAUACUUAGUAGUUUUCUGGUAUUAUAAUCAAGUUCUCAACAAUUUUAUGAGCAUUAUGUUUUCCCUUUUUGGUUUGGAAACUUCUAUUGUAAUGAUUUUAGUACACAAACCCUAUAGAGAAUAUGCACUGUCUUUGAUACUAUGUUUCCGGAAAAGACCUGUUAAAAAGAUAAAAUGUAUAUCAGUUGUGAUGAUUCAUUAA
Molecule: messenger RNA, 978 nt
Organism: Caenorhabditis elegans
Lineage: Eukaryota; Metazoa; Nematoda; Chromadorea; Rhabditida; Rhabditidae
Source: the annotation of a RefSeq genome assembly